This is a messenger RNA of Eurytemora carolleeae, 2303 nucleotides long. RefSeq lists its product as uncharacterized. Gene Ontology annotation, molecular function: ligand-gated sodium channel activity. The record is from RefSeq and is a predicted model, not a curated record. Gene Ontology annotation, biological process: sodium ion transmembrane transport. Lineage: Eukaryota; Metazoa; Arthropoda; Copepoda; Calanoida; Temoridae. The transcript has 8 exons. Gene Ontology annotation, cellular component: membrane. The coding region runs from base 3 to 2303 and encodes 766 amino acids.
UAAUGGCAUCAAAACAGGAAAAGUUUAAAAAAUGUGUUUGGUACGCCGUAUUCAUCGCAUUAUUAGUAAUCACCAUAACUCAGCUGAUGCAGAGUUUUGAUAACUGGGAGCAGAGACCCUUUGAUACUAUGGUGGACAAUGUUCCUAAACAGAAUAUCCCAUAUCCAAGUGUUACUGUUUGCCCAGCAGGUUCAACUAUUUGGUCGGGAGUACGACAAUUUCUGAAUGAAAUGGAAUUCAAGGAUGAAUACAAAGACAUGCUGAAACAAUCCUACAAUACGCUUUUAAGGUUAAAAGUUGCAGACCUAAGACUUAAGACUGGUGAACUUGAUCCAUUUAUCCGUACCUACCAAGAAUGUUACGCCUGGACUGAUUACAUAAAGAACAGAGAGGUCUGCAACUUUGCAAUGUAUGUGCUGGAAAUGACCAGUAGAAUGAUCAGUGAGGAUAUUUUAGCCAACAGAACACUAGCUAAAUAUCAGAGGAACAGACUGAACAUCCGCUUUGAAAAAAUAGAAGGUUUGGGCUGCCAUGGUUCAGGGUUUGCUUGCCAAUUAGACCUGAAGUCUGUUGUUAAGCAGCCUGCUAGCACACUACCCAGUUACCUAGAUAGCUGGCUACCCUUUUACCUAGAUCUUCUUACACUGGAAAUGGUUGUAAGUGGUAUAACUGAGAAUCCAUUUGACAUAGUUCUUCAGGAAAUGUAUCUGCCUCCUCCUGUCACAACCCCAGAACCAGUAACUGAGACAACUGAGACAACUGAGUGUGAUUAUUGUUUAUUUAAACGUGAGAUACCAAGUACUCUGGAUAAUCCAUCUUGGGAAGAUGUCAGAAAACUAAACUCUACCCUUAGUUUACCUUCACCAAAAAAUAUUAUGAACUAUGUUAUCUCAACUUGUUGCAGCCCAUGGCCAACACUGUCUCAGAUGUACCAUGAAUACUCAAUGCUUUCCAAUUUACAGUUUCAGAAUUUCAAGAAUCUUGGAGAUUUUAUUGUUCCCAUGGCAAAACAAGCUUUAUAUCAUGAAAGCAUUUCUAAUUAUCUGACACAAACAUUGAUUGAAAACACAGAAAAAGAAUUGCAAGAUUUCUUGAGAUUUAUCCUACAAGAAAUUACUGAAGAAAAGGAGUUAUCCUGGAGUUUAAUAGAUGCUAUUGAUAUUUUGGUAAUACUAGGCGGAAGUGAAGUAAUUGGGAACAGAAUUUUAGCUUAUGAAAAAACUUCUAUGGGACGACAGGAUAGUUGGCAAAGUCUAACCAAAACUGAGAAACAAUGUGUAUCUGUUGAGUAUGAGAAACUGUUUAAAAAUCUACCAGAGUUUGAGGACCCAUGCAUUGACCCAUCCAGCAUGUGCAAACAGUUCUGUAAGAAUAUGGCACUUAUGCAAAAACAUGCAAAAGAUGAGAAAAUACAAAAGUUGUUGCGCUAUGUCUCCCAUCCAGCUAAAUAUUCUAAGAACAGCACCUGGACUGUGCCAUUUUGUUUCACAGGAAAUGAACAAGAGAAGUUUGCACAAUUGAUAAAGAAACCAAAUGUAAAUACUGGAUCUAAUGAAACCAACUAUGGAUACAAAUUCUGUGAAUCUGUUGAACAACGUUUCACAGAUGUAGGUUUAUGCACAACUUUCCAUGACGCCAAUGUGACCUAUCCUCCAAAAGGAAUGUCAAAGCCAUUUCAAAAAGGAAUCACUAUGAUUUUGGAUUCUUUUGCAUAUUUUACCAAUACCAGGGAAUUGAGGUCUUUCAGGAAUUUCAAGGAGUCUGAAUUAAGCUUAAACUCACUAGAAACUUUAACUGAUAACAGCUAUAAUGAUUUUUAUGUAUUUCUUCAUUCCAAGGAUGAUAUUCCGCUCUUUCAAGGACCUGUAGUCAAAAGAAUUGCUUUGAAGUAUGGAAAAUAUCAAACAGCAGCCGACUAUUUAAAAGAGUAUAGGAUUCCAUUCACUGUGAAAAUGACAGAAACAGAGAAGAUCCUUGAAAAAUACAGUAUCACACAGCGUAAGUGUAGGUUUAAGCAUGAACUUGGAGAAAUGAAAUUGUUCCAAAUAUACUCCAAUCAAAAUUGUAUCUUUGAAUGUAAACUCGAGAUAGUAAGGAAGAUGUGUAACUGUUUACCCUGGUAUCUUGACCUCAAGAACCAAACUGAACCUGUUUGUAACCUAUUUGGGAACAAAUGCUAUGAACAGAGCACCAUACAGGCAAACCAACAUCUUGACUUCAGCAAUCCAAAUAAUCCUCCAUGUGAUUGCUUUCCAGACUGUGAGGUAUCUAUAAUCCAGUUCAAGAAAACGAAAUUUGAUUAA